This is a messenger RNA of Sycon ciliatum, 2830 nucleotides long. Its product is annotated as adhesion G-protein coupled receptor G2-like. The coding region runs from base 238 to 2223 and encodes 661 amino acids. Lineage: Eukaryota; Metazoa; Porifera; Calcarea; Leucosolenida; Sycettidae. Gene Ontology annotation, biological process: cell surface receptor signaling pathway; adenylate cyclase-activating G protein-coupled receptor signaling pathway. The record is from RefSeq and is a predicted model, not a curated record. The transcript is spliced from 11 exons. Gene Ontology annotation, cellular component: plasma membrane. Gene Ontology annotation, molecular function: G protein-coupled receptor activity.
GACAACAGAAACCAUUGACAACCUGACGAAGAACGCCUCGUCGCUAUCCGAAGCCGAUAUCGACUUUGCGGCCACCGCAUUGUCCAAUCUAAUUCUGGCCACCAGCAGUGAUGAAGACUUCAAUCAGACCCUGGGGAGAGAGAUUGCUGGUUCCGUUCUGGACUCUCGGUGGACAACAUUCUUGAUGCACCACCAACAGAGAUUGAGUCCGCACCGGCUGCAACCAUUGCUCGUACAAUGGAGAGACUCGUCACGUCGCUGGAAGUCGAGGAGGGACAGCCACUGACCAGUGUAACUGAGAACAUUGGGUUUGCCAUUAGCUGCCCCGGGCGAGUCGUUCCACAGUCAUUCCGCGCUGCAGCUGGUACUAGUGGUGAUGCUUUCUCAGUCACUGAUACCAUUAACACUACAUCUGUAGAAGAGAGCACUGAUGAAGCUGCCUUUGACUUACCGGCGAACGCUAUACAUUUUGCAACACGCGGCAGGGCAACGAUGGCGCCAGACGCUAACGGAACCUCCUCCAGCACGCCAUCGUGCCAAGUUGCACAGACCCAGUUUAUUUUGUAUCGCACCGACUCUCUCUUUCAGGACAUCAACCUGACAGGCACAGCUGCUGGAGCCACAACAACUGUGGCAUCGCAGAUUGUCUCUGCUCAGGUUGGUAGAGAAGAGGAGCGUAUUCCACUCGAUGGUGCGAGUGCCUUGAUGUCAUUCAACCUCAAUCUGCCAGCAAUCUCACCGGAGAAUGAAACUCUGGAGCUGGAGUGCGUCUUCUGGGACUUCACAUUGAAUGAAAACCAGGGUGGUUGGAGUCGUGAGGGAUGUUCUCUGAUCAGCAACGGCAGCAGUCGUGCUGUGUGCGAGUGUAAUCACCUGACCAACUUUGCCAUCCUGGUUUCACGGAGAGCUAUUGAGUCAUCCAGUGUGGAAACUGUAGCUGAGAAAGUUCUGGUGAUUAUCUCCUACAUCGGCUGUGGAUUGUCUAUGCUAGGGCUGGUUGCCUCCAUGAUCACUAUUGCAAUUUUCAAGAAACUACGCGCCAGUCUGCAUCAACGCUUGAUGUUUGGUCUGUGUACAACACUCCUCACCAUCAUGAUCCUCUUCAUCGCUGGCAUACGUGCUACAUCGAACAAGGCUGCGUGCCAGUCCGUGGCCAUCAUCAUGCACUACCUUCUCCUGUCUGCGUUCCUGUGGAUGUCGGCCGAGGCAGCGCUUCUCUACACACAACUGGUGAAAGUGUUUGGUGGCACUCCGGCCUGGUUUGCCAAAGCUGUGCUGGCUAUCGUGUAUGGUGCACCACUGGUCAUAGUGGGCAUAACGGCUGGAGUGACUAAACUUGACGCCUACACCAAUGAGAACUACUGCUGGAUAAGUGACUUCAAUGUCUUCUACGGAGCGUUCAUCGCACCAAUGGCACUGACAUUGCUCUACAACAUUGCUAUACUCACCAUUAUCAUACGAUCGCUGCACAAACGUGGCAAGAACAAUGCGUCGAUGAAGCGCAAGGGCAGGAAAGACAACGAGGGAGUGCUGUACCUUGUGCGUGUUGUAGUGAUCCUCUCGUUACUACUGGGACUAACCUGGGUGUUUGGCAUACUAGUGGUUCUUGUCGAUCAUAUCGCCAUGCAAUACGCCUUCGCCAUUUCCAACACACUCCAGGGAUUCCUUAUAUUCGUACUGCACACGGCCCGUGCACAGGAGGUACGCAAGGAGUGGAGCGAGGCCCUCUCCUCGGUCAGUCGACGUGGAUCCAUUGCAUCUCAGCUGAGCUCGGCGCUACGCCGUCGCACCUACUCGACGAUGAGCUCAGGCGACGCACGGCCCCGCGUUGUUAGUAUGACCAGCAAUGGAGCAGGCACCGGGCAACGGCGCUUCAAGAGCAUGCCUGCGAGUAAUACAAGCCUGGGACAGUCGCGACACGCUGCGAAGAACGGGCAUAGUCUGCUCCUGGCAACCAACAGCAACUCUCUCACAAGCCCUCGGACCUCGCCACCACCUGAAUACGAACUUCACACUGCCGUAGCGCCACCACUAUCGCCGGGCUUUGACAAGGAACCAGCCGAGAAGGAAACGAGGCUGUCAUCUCCGUCCGACAGUCUUCCCUCUGACAUGGACUAUUCCGGGUUCGACGACGUCUUUACAAAUGACGUGACUGUGGACGACGAAAGUGGCGAUACGCGCGCCCUCCGACACACGGCUGAUAUCUUUGUUGCAAGAUUGUAGGCAUCCACAACACGGAAGGACAGUGAGUGAGUGAGUGUAUGCGUGCAUGCAUAAGCGAGCGUGCGUGUGUGCGUGUGUGUGUGUGUGUGUGUGUGUGUGUGUGUGGGUGUGUGUGUGUGGGUGUGUGCUUGAGAGAGAGAGAGGGAGAGAGACAGAGAGACUUAGUAAUAAAAUCGCACGGCUCAGAGCUGUUGUAUCGUUGAGAAUAUCAUCGUUGUGCUUUUCACAAGCCUGUGUAUUUAUUUCUCUUGCACAUGCCUUGUGCGUGGCCUGCAUUGUUACGCUUGCUUGACACUGCGCAGCUAUCUUUCACUGAGUAUUUUGUACUCUAUGUAUAGGCACUAGGCUUGCUUGAAACCGAGCGUGCUUGAACUUAGAACACUGCAUGCGAGCACGGCUACUGCUUGAGUCUCUGGCAGAAUAGAGCCAAGGACUGCUAUAUACCUGUUGAUCUCAUUCUUAUGAUUUUUUAAACAUGAUUCAACAACGGUGAGCAUCGGUAUUCAGCCUUGUAGAGAAAAGCAUCAAGCACCACACCAAAACUGCGGUCUCCGUUUACUAUCAUUCAAAACAGCUGUAUGAGGGAAAUGAUUACCAACGGAUGUGA